AUAUACUAUAUAUUACAUUUUGUGUUUUUUUCAGCAAAAAGAAAUAACAGUCCAUUUUAAUUAAUUUAAUUUUUUGAUUUUAAGUGAAGUGGCAGAUUUGUAAAUAAGAAAGAAAUGUAAUGGAUAAAUGUGUAAAUAAAAAGAAAUAUUUAAUCUGCUAUCCGUGUUUCCAAACAAUUCUCAUUUAAUCCGUUAUCCAAGUUUUCAAACGACAGAAUCUCAUUUAUUUUCAUUUAAUGAGAAAGAAUUACAGUGACUAAAUAUGUAAAUAAAAAAAAAUAUUUAAUCUCAUAUCUUUGUUUCCAAACAACUUUAAUUUAAUCUACUAUCUAAAUUUUCAAACAGUACCAAAAAGUACUUUAGUUUUAAUAAUAUAGAUGUAUUAAAUAUUGUGGAAUAAGUUUUGAUAGAACAAACCAUAUGAUGAACAAGUUCUAAUAAACAAAUACCAAAUGACAAUAUUUAAGGUAUAGAAUGAACCUUCUAAUCUUUGAUAAUCUAAUAGAAAAAAGAUAGUCUAAUAGAAAUUUAUUAAAAAAAUUGGAUGAAACCAUUUCAAAAUCUUGCGUUGCAUAAAAAGACUGUAUGAUAGGCUUAUCAUUUUUAUGUUUCGUAUACAGUGGAUGUGUUUUCAUUUAUGAAAAUGAUGAAAGCAUUUUUUUUCUUUCUACUUAUACUAAUGGCCCUAUUUUUCUUAGCUGUCGCUAUAAGUUGUGAUUGCAAUAGCGAUUUGCAUGUUAUCAAAUGUCACAAGUUGUUUGUUUUGUUGUGGCUUAUUAGUCAUAAUAUAAAUGCUUGAUCACUGAAUUUUUCAGCGAUCUUUUUUCUUUUUUGCAACUUCUGACUGAUGCUGCGUCACUGAUCGGAAGAUGCUACAACACAUAAAAGAACCUUUUUUUUUCUGAACAACCACAUAAAAGAACCUUUGCAGUCGUAAAGCCCGGAGAUCCAAAAAUUAUAAGCCCUUUAAAAGGUAAUGAUCGAGAGCUGAGACAGCAUACUCAUUCACCUGCAAAGGAAAAAACACCUGAACCUUCCUCACAAGUGAUAAACUCUCUUCCACCAUACCAUCGCCUCUUUCUUCUUCUUUCUAGGGCUUUCUUUUUCAUCUUUAACCGCUCAAGUUGUCGAGGUUCUUCCUUCUCUGCCAAUACGUGAUCCGCGGAGUUUCAAAGUUGUUACUUGUUAUACAUUAUUAGCUUCACUAAUGAAAAUUUCUUUUAUUACAUGAAAACUUAAAUAGGCCUUAGUAACUUUAGAAAGGCUUUGGCCCGAAAGUUGUUAUAUAUUAGCUUCACUAAUGCAUAAAGCCCAUAAUAUAUCUACCCGCGGCAAAUAUAGGAAAGACAAUCAAGUGACGCUGUAUAAGAAUCUUUUUACAAGAUUCAACAAAUUAAACGUUUACACGUGGUAUAAAAUGUUUGACUCUCUUUUGCCUCUGAAUUUACCCAAAACGACCAAAAACCCUUUGAAUACUGCAAGAUUUUUUUUAAUAAUUUUUAUUUAUCUCUCUGUUUUUCUCUGGUGCCGCCAUGGAUCUUCUUUGUUGGAGCUCGGUUUGUCUUUUGAUCCUUACGUUUUUAUCACCUAAAACACUAUCAAUGAGGUAUGAAGUUCAUUCUGGUCAGAUGAAAUGCAUAUCUGAGGAUAUUCACGCAAAAUCCAUGAGUGUUGGCAAAUACUUCAUCGUAAACCCUAACGAUGAACACCAUCCUCUCCCUGAUUCUCACAAAAUCAUCGUCCAGGUGAUGUCACCACAAGGGACGAUGUUGCACGAAGCCGAUAAUACGGAGUCUGGUCAGUUCUCGUUUACUGCAUCUGAGACCGGUAGUUACUUAGCGUGCAUCACCGCCGUCGAUCAUAAGCCGGAGACAACAUUGACCAUUGAUUUAGAUUGGAGGUCUGGUGUUCACUCCCAAGACUGGUCGAAAGUGGUGAAGAAGAGCCAAGUCGAAAUGAUGGAGUCCUCGGUUAAGAGUUUGUUAGACACUAUUGUUUCCAUCCACGAGGAGAUGUAUUAUCUACACGAAAGGGGAGAAGAAAUGCAUGAACUGAAUAGAUCCACAAACUCGAAGAUGGCGUUGUUGAGUUUCUUAUCGCUCGGGAUUUGUUUAUCGGUGGCUGGUUUUCAGUUUUGGCACUUGAAAACUUUCUUCGAGAAAAAGAAACUCAUCUGACUAGUACGUAUGCAUUCUGUGUUAAGACUAAGUACCAUUAUAAAGAAGUUAUAACUUUUGAAGUUUCGAGCAUAGAGGUGAAAACAUUUGAUGAUAAUGUUGAAACAAUCAUACAUGGAGAGUGCAAUUCUCAAGCUUUCUCCUUUUUCCCUCAAAACGAUUUUCUUCUUUCUGGAGUUUAUAAUAUUUUUAUCUUUGCUUUCUCA
Messenger RNA from Brassica rapa (field mustard), 2383 nucleotides. Its product is annotated as transmembrane emp24 domain-containing protein p24delta8. NCBI's taxonomy places the organism in Eukaryota, Viridiplantae, Streptophyta, Magnoliopsida, Brassicales, Brassicaceae. The record is from RefSeq and is a predicted model, not a curated record.